Plectropomus leopardus (leopard coralgrouper) is the source of this 7962-nucleotide messenger RNA. RefSeq names its product histone deacetylase 8 (gene hdac8). Gene Ontology annotation, molecular function: histone deacetylase activity. The record is from RefSeq and is a predicted model, not a curated record. NCBI's taxonomy places the organism in Eukaryota, Metazoa, Chordata, Actinopteri, Perciformes, Serranidae. Gene Ontology annotation, biological process: heterochromatin formation.
CGUCGCCCAAGCCGUCAAAAUGCCCUACUAACAGACGAGAUAAGAUACUUGUAUUUUUUAUAUAUUUAUUUUACGUUUUAUUACCUUCGUCUUUCGCUUAACCAAAUGGUGAAGACCAGCGGCCAACCUAUUUUCCCGGGGGGAAUGUUGAUGGUGUAACCACACUUCAGAAAAAGACGAUCUCGCAUCUCUUCUCUGUGAAUUUGUUUUAGCCUCAUUUUCCGUCUAAUUAUUUCUAUUUUAUCCACCGUAAAUGAGUCGAAAAGGAGACAGUGAUGAUGAGAAGUGCGGUAAACGACGGGUCGCGUAUGUUUACAGCCCGGAGUACAUCGAGACUUGCGACAGUUUAUCCAAAGUGCCAAACCGAGCGAGUAUGGUCCACUCACUGAUAGAAGCCUAUGGACUCCUCAAACACAUGAACACCGUUAAACCUCAAGUGGCCACCAUUGAAGACAUGGCCAAAUUCCACACAGACUCUUAUCUGGAGCAUCUUCACAAGAUCAGCCAGGAUGGAGACAACGAUGACCCUCAGUCAGUCGACUACGGCCUUGGCUAUGACUGCCCAGUGGUGGAGGGGAUAUAUGACUACGCAGCAGCAGUAGGAGGCGCUACACUGACAGCAGCCCAGUGUUUGCUGGAUCAGAAGUGUGAAGUGGCCAUCAACUGGGCAGGAGGGUGGCACCAUGCCAAGAAGGAUGAGGCUUCAGGUUUUUGUUAUGUGAACGAUGCUGUGUUGGGAAUCCUCAAACUGAGGGAGAAGUACGAGAGAGUCCUCUAUGUGGACGUUGACCUGCAUCAUGGAGACGGUGUGGAAGAUGCCUUUAGCUUCACAUCCAAAGUCAUGACAGUUUCUUUGCACAAGUUCUCCCCUGGAUUCUUCCCAGGUACGGGGGACCUGUGUGACACGGGGCUGGGUAAAGGUCGUUGGUAUGCUGUAAAUGUCCCGCUGGAGGACGGCAUCAAGGAUGACAGAUACUACCAGAUUUUUACAAGCGUAAUGCAGGAAGUGCGGGCAACGUUCAACCCCGAGGCGUUGGUUAUGCAGCUUGGUGCUGACACCAUGGCAGGCGACCCCAUGUGUUCCUUUAAUAUGACCCCAGUGGGGGUGGGCAAGUGUCUGCAGCAUGUCUUGGAGUGGCAGCUACCUACACUGCUGCUGGGAGGAGGAGGUUAUAACCUGGCCAAUACGGCUCGUUGUUGGACCUACCUGACGGCAUCAGUACUGGGAAAGACUCUCUCGUCUGAGAUACCAGACCACGAGUUUUUUACAGAGUACGGACCUGACUAUUCGCUGGAAAUCAGCCCAAGCUGUCGACCAGACCGAAACGACACCAAACACCUGGACCAGGUCAUCAGCACCAUCAAAGGGAAUUUAAAGAAUGUGGUUUAGGAGUCGGCCGCCUCAGCCUCCUCCUCCACGCACACACACACACACCAUGUUUCUAAACCAGGUCGAUGCUCUGCGGCUUUAAUGAAGACAAUAUGGAGCGGACCCCUUCAGCCCCGAGGCACGGAGCGAACGAGGGAGGGAUGAAGGCAGGAAAAAGAGAGCGAGUUUUGGAAAACAUUAGCUGAGUGUUUCCAGGGGAAAACAGUUUAAUAAGGAGGAGGGGGGUGAUGUGGUCGCUGUACAGUGUUCACUGUUUAUAAUCCUUUUGUGUUUCUGGAAAAAGGCAUGUAUGUUUGUGUGAAUGAGAGUUUAUGGUGAGUAGCAGGAUGUUUUUGCACUCAGUUUUUUGGUAUCGUGGGAUGUGUUCGUGUACAUCCUAUCAGUCAGAUAUUUUAAACUAAAUGGAAAAACAGAUUUUUUCAGGUGUCCGGUUUCACGUUCACCCCGGUGCUGCUGUGAUUUUACCCCCGCGAGGACGGAUAAGCACUAAAACAGACAAAAAGCGAAACAGUGAGGUCCCCCAUACACCUUGUUAUCCUUGUAAAAACCCCGGGUUUCUGAGCAGGUCCUGAAAUGAAUUGAGAAACUUGGAAAGUUUACAAAUAAACAGUCUGGAAAAGUUUGGAAAAUAGACAAAAGUUGAUUUGUUCAGCCACAUUGUUUUAACCUCUGGGCAAAAGCUGUAAAUUAAACAUCUGGACAGAGUUUGUUAUUGUCUGUCUAUGGAAAAAAAACCUUUACUUUCCCUGCAUAUUUUCCGUUUAAAAUUCCAAAGAUUUCAUGAACUUUCAGAGGGUUUUUGGACAAAUCAGGAGUCCUAAUCUGUUCUGCUGCUUGAAGAUUGACAGAUGCAGGUUUUCUCACAAGGACUGGAAAUAUUUAUAGGUCACUAAAAAGUUAUUUAUUGCUCUGCACCGUUUUUAACAGUCACUUCCAUUUCACUGUUUAUUACUAAAAACAUUGACCGAAGUCUUGUGAAUCUGCAGGAAAAGUGGGAUUCCAAAAAAUGGAGUCUGCAGUGUAAACAGUUCCUCUGGUUAUAAACCAAACUACUUGAUCUCCACACUAUUUGCCAUUAUAUCAUGUCCCCAAUUACUGCAUAGUUUUUUUGUAAAUGCAAAGAGCUCAGUUGCUUUCUCUCUGUAGGUCUCUAAAACUCUAAAACUAGCUGCAAAGUGCAUCUGAUUAUUCCCAUGUCUGCAGAAAUUUGGAGAACAGAAACAUUUUAUUUAAUCCCCCCAGCUGUAGUGUUUGUGAUGUGGAACAUUAGUCACAUUACGCAGCUGCACUUCAGACUAAAGAGUGACCAAAAGUCUUCAAAUCCUCUGAAUGACGCUGAGGUCAUGUGAGAGUUUGACACAAGUGGUGAAACAAGUGAAGGCUUAAUGUUUGCACCAUCACAGAUUUUUUUUAUUUAUUUUUUGUAUUUACAACUGCACUAAUAAUCUGGAGGAUUGCAUCGAUCAUUCCCCGUUUUUAGGGCCAAUUAGCUUUGAAAACAGUCCAUUUUGACCAUACAAAUAGUGGUUUUACAAAAAAAAAAAAACAUUACUUUUCUUUUGGAAACUUUAACUGCAUGUUGUGGUUUUCCUCAUCUCCACACUCCAAUUUCCAUACUUCUUCAAACUCUAUUUGCUGCCAGAUCUGUUUGAAAGCUCCAAAAAAAAGGCUAGAAAGUAGAUUUUAAGUGAAAAUGUUGGCGUAAAACUACUUAACUAAAGACAUUUUCAGGCAUUAAGAUCAUUAUUUGAAAGAUUUGUUUUUUGUUCCUAUGUUAGAACAUUUUCUUGCCGAUUCUCCCCCAUAAACAAGUUGAUUUUAUCCCUUUAACAAGCUGCUGACUGAAAGAAAAACAUGUUUUAACCUUAGUAACUUCAGUAAAAGUAACACUUUUAAAGGUAAUUUCCACCACAAUGUUUAAAUCUCUGUAUAUGUAUGUGAUAAUGAGAGCUGCAGCAGUAUACCAUUUUCAAGGUAUACUGUGGUAUGAAGACAUUUGCUUUUCUGCGGUAUUGAAAAGAAAAUCUUAAAUUGGAAUAUCUUAACAUAAAUUUCAGCCAUUAAAAUGUUUGACAAUUGAAAAGAAAGGAUUUUUUUAUGUUAAUGCAUAUGUUUUCACAGAAUGACUUUUUUAAAUAAUCUGUUGGCAUUUUUUGAUGCACGCACCACGGGCAGACAGGAGAGCAUGUUGUUGUCAUGUGUCUGCGCUGCGUGUUUAAGUGGUGAUUUAUGCAGUGUGGGCUGCUUAAUAGAGGCUUUAAUGGAGAGCUUUUGAAAGAGGAACCACAAAUGUCGGGCAGUUUCCUUUAGAAGUGAUGUUCCCCAAAUUAAUGGCCUGGAAAUUCACACCAAAUGUAGGAGUCACCAGUUGGAGCUGGCAUGUGCUGAGCAGAAGUGAGUGUGUUCAAUGUGUGUGUGUGUGUGUGUGUGUGUGAGUGUGAGAGGGAGAGGAUUCCCUGUGAUCUUUAUGAACACUGCUGCGGUCACCUCAGUGGUUUGAGCCCAACGUAGCCGAAGCAAAUGAAACUCAUUACACCGUUUACGAGUUCGGAAAAGGAGAGACGAUUGAAAUUCUAUCUCAUAAACUCGGGGGGGGGGGGGGGGGGUUACACGGUGAUCGGGCUGAGGGGCUGUAAACAUGAGAGACGUGAGAGACUUUGUGUGUGUUUAUGUAGUUUUCUUUGCUCCGCAGAGUCAAAUUAGAAAAACUUGAGGGGCCUCCAGGGGAUUCAGGGCACCGCUGGAAUCCCUGGAUUGCAUAUUGGCAAAAAGCAAAAAAAGAUCGAUGUCUUCUAUGGUGACCCGUACAAUCUUAUUUUAGCAGGAAACUCUGUCUUCUAGUUGUUUACAGUCAGAUAUGUGGCCAAGCAAAACUAAGUACGUAAUACCAAAAAAUACCAAAAGCUCUUGGGCUCAUUUCUCUGAUGUUUUGUUGUCAUAUUCUAAUACCAAAACUUUCCCAUGUCUUCAGUCGCACUAAACACUUAUGAAGCACAUUAUUAUGUUUCAAAACAAUACCGUAAGACUUACAUCCAUAGUUGACAAUUCUGCACUAACCAUGUAUUCAAAGUCAAUGCAGAAGUAGUUUGUAGCUUCACAAACCUGCAGACAUUUGCAUUUUACUAACUGAAACUGUGUUUUAGUUGGACCUUAACCACAGUCCCUUUGUCACAAUCACAAUCUUUCCCUUUAACUACUAGUGCAUUGCCUGUUCAAAAUUUGCCUUUUCCCAAUGGGAAUAACUUGGCCUCUGAUAUUUCUGCUUGCAGCUUUCUUAAGAAUCGCUCAUACAAACAACUUCAAAGCAAUUCAACACUGCACUACCUUGGACAUAUUUUCUAGCAAUGCUAGUCUACAAGUUUAGUUGCUAAAAGAAAAUGCUGGCACUGUAUGUGUUUGCAAACCACAAAUAUGUUAUUAAAAUUAUUAUUAAGUGACAUAGUGUUUACAGCUUCAAACGUGGGUGUUUUGUAGCAACCCAUCAGCAGGGAUAGUGCCACGAAAAGUGGUUGUUUUUUGAAAGAAAUGUUGGUACUUUUUCUCCUGGGAUUGUGCCCCCAUUUGUGAAAUUUUUAGCCAAAAUAGGAUCUUUUCUUAACCAUAACCAACUGCUUUGUGUGCCAUUUAGUGGUUUCAACUUAGUUUCAGCUUAUCUAUAUUAAUAACAUGCAAAUAUAUGUGGUUUGCGGAAACAUAUAAUGCCAAACAUUUUUUUGGCAAUCGGGUUGGUGUACUCGUCAUUUGCUAACAGCUUGCUAUUUCGGACCUGGCUAUUUCCAGGAACACAAGCUUUUAUUAAAAAAAAAUACAGUGCUGAUGCUUGAAAUGUUUGAGUUUGAUUUAGUUUAACAUCUCGGUUCUCUCUGUCCUCAUCUGGUUUUGAGUAUACUAUUGCAAGCGGCACAGAGCAAACUGUAGCCAGCAAGCUGUUGGGCAAAUUAAAGUUAAUAGUUAAUAGUCUUAAUAUUCUAAAUUGUGUACAAAACACUCCACUAACGAAUAUGUUUUGUUGAUCUCAAGAGCUCACACUUGACACUACACCUCCUAUGGUCCUCAGCAAUACACUCACCAAGUGUUAAAGUCGAUCGAAUGAUCAAGACUGUCAAAGUACAGAAAAACAGAGACCCCUACCUUUUUAGUUAGUUACUGAGCACAGAAUUGUAUAAAUCUUGGACACAAAUAACAUGUCACUGAACAUAAUCCAGGAUUUUGCAGAAUUGGUAGGAUCAACAUUUUUGUCUGGCAAUAGCAUUGUCUGUUUUGACCAAUGAGCCCCCCAAGAGGGGGCUUUACUGAGCUCUUCGAGGAAGAACGAAAACUCAGAACCCCCUAAAUCUGUAAUAACAAACAAAUUUAGAAGCAGCAGUUGUAGUGGGACACAGAGUUUCGAGAAUAUUGAACAGUACAAGACUGCAGUUCAAGAAUAUGCUCCAGGUGCACAGUCCUUAAGGCCUCAGUCUGCUUCAGGCAAACCGAGUCAUACAAAGCCUAAAGGCAAAAGUGUUUUUACAUUUUGCGACACUCAAAGACGAGACAAAAACCUGCAAGAUGUUUCACACUGCCUGCCAAAUCUCUCUCCAAGAAGCUUGAUGUCAAUCAUCAAGUGCUUCAGUGAUGUUGCACAUGAGAGAAGUAGUUGAGUGAGAGAAAAAAAAUGAGCAUCUUAAAAGUUAAAACCUUACCUACUUUCCACCUCUGCUCAUGCUGCUGCACAAACUGUGCUGUGAAUUAGACGAGACUAUCGGCUUGUCGGUUCGGAAAACUAAUGAAACAGUUCCCUCCAAUUCUGAGGGAAGACAAUUCGACGAGCACUUUUAAGGAUUCUGAGGGUUUUUCGUCUUUCUGUUGGUGCGCAAAAGCAAACUACUUUCCUACAAGUUUACAUUAAGUAUACGGGGUUAAAACACAAACAAUUCACUAAUUUAAUGGCUGUAGAAUAUCUUUUUAUGUCUUUAGUAUUAGACUUUAGUCAUUUGCUAAGUUCGGUGGAUAAAAAUGUAGGUCCAUUAAAGAAAAGCUCACUGUCUCAUCACUUUUUUAAGAACAACUGGUCCCAGUCAGGCUACUGUACAUGUUACAUAACAGUUGACUACUUGCAGCCCCAUUUUCAUGGAAUUUAAAUUACCUAGAGACAAGAUUAUGGAGACUUUGUGUCAUUUCAAAAUCCCACAUAAACCAGCCGUGUGAUGCAACAUAUUCUGUAAAGGAAAAACGAUCUUCCACAUUACAGUGAAGACGGAGCUUCUCUGCCAGCAUUGAGCUGUAAUUUGUAUUUGGCUCAAAUUGUCUUCCUCUGGAUGCAUCCAGAUUUGUUUUUUUCCCAUAUGAAAAUGGCAGGCCGUGUUGGAAUCUAUGGAGUAAGUUUUUGGAUUCAGUUUGGUUCAAUAGGAAGGUGCUGAGUUGUUAAGUCUUAUACAGUUGUAUCCAAGGCUAAUUUUGUUAUGCUCAGACACUCCAUCAGUUUCUUUAAACCUUGAUAUAGCUCCUGAAAAAGUUAAUUGUCAGUUCAAAAACACAGAAAGAAAUGAUAUAACUGCAGCUAAACAACUGGAUCCACUGAGAUCUAAAAGUUCUCAUUCACUGGGUUUCUUCUGCACCUUUCCAUGACAAAAAACAAACUUUUCCAACGACUUUUAUGCAAAUCAGUGCCGGGCCCCUUCACCACUCAGCCCAUGCUUUGAAUAGUGUCAUCUGACCCUCGCUGUUGAUUAGUUUAGAUAGACCAAAAGCCUCGUUCUUCCUCUUCCCUUGUUUUUCUUUGGUCACUGUUGGGUAAAAACUUUUUCAGUUGUCUAAACAUUUGCAUAGGGCUGUUUUAAAGAUAGUGAAAUUUCCAAAACAUUGCAGAAAGGAUCUUAUUUUGGACAACAAAAAGAACCUAAAUUAUCAGGGAAGCACAUGCAGUGUUUAAAGGUGUCAUCACUUUCAACAAAAGUCCCGUUGGUGUCCUGGCAGUCUGACCAACAUGCUAUUUGUCCUGCUAAGAUGGAAAUCACAAACGGUUUGUUUGAUUUGCAUAACGUCUCCCCUCGGGGGAACAAAGCGGCGGGGGCCCACCGUCUAUACGUCCUCCUCCUCAUCAACAUGUGAAGUGUCUGCGGUCAAUGGCGGAGGGGAUUUACUCGCACAAUAAAGACAGAUGCCACCUUUUAUCUGCUUAACGGAAGAGAGGCCGAGCGCGUGGCACUUGACCACGCCGACGCAUGUUGUUGGCGCGUAAUGACGUCCUCCUCUCCACAGACUAUUGACAUGAAUGCUGAAUGGACUUGUUCUUUUUUUAGCAGGACGUGGGGGAGGGAAAGAGGAGGUUUUUUAGGGGAAUGAAUUGAUGGAGGUUCCCCAACGACACUUUGGGUGAUUUUUCUUUUUUGCCCCCCAAACAGCUUUUGUUUGUCCUUUAUGAAUAAAAUAGGCUCAGAGGAGAAGAGAAUCUGUUUUUCAGCAGAUCUGGUGUUGAGUCUGAGGUGCUUUAGUGACAAACUUUUAAACAUUUAAACAGUCCAACAGGCCUAUCCUAUAACCACAGACAGUCGGCUAUCUCCUCUGAUACCUGAUAUUUAGCAGAAAGUAGU